Capsaspora owczarzaki ATCC 30864 is the source of this 8097-nucleotide messenger RNA. RefSeq lists its product as hypothetical. Gene Ontology annotation, molecular function: small GTPase binding. The record is from RefSeq and is a predicted model, not a curated record. Gene Ontology annotation, cellular component: RZZ complex; cytoplasm; kinetochore microtubule. Bases 105 to 7979 code for a protein of 2624 amino acids. Gene Ontology annotation, biological process: mitotic spindle assembly checkpoint signaling; protein localization to kinetochore involved in kinetochore assembly; mitotic sister chromatid segregation. The transcript is spliced from 7 exons. Lineage: Eukaryota; Filasterea; Ministeriida; Capsasporidae.
CUUUGUGUACUGUUUUUUCUUUCGUCUCAAAUUUCGGAUUUGGUUUCUUUUUUCCCGCCAAACCAUCUUGAAAACUGUUUGAAACCAGCCGUUUCGUUUCAGCAAUGUCGCCUCCACACUUGACCACCGCUGCCGUGCGCGCAGGCUCUGCAACGCCGGGCUCGAUGGACGCGCACCCAAACUUGAUGGCGACGGUCGUGUUUGACCAGCUGGAGGCCGGACUGGCAGACAACGGCGAGGAGACGUCGCGCUUUGGCGCUCGCAAGGAAGAAGGCAUUGCGCUCUACCGAGUGGACACUAUGGCCACAGCUGCCAGCGCGCCGGGCAGUCUCGCGAGUCUGACAGCACAACAACAAGGCGCGCCGCUGUCCUCGCGCAACGAGGCGGACGAGGAAGAGGAGCAGCACAAGGAAAACGGCGACGCCAGCCAAGUCCGUGUUCUUGGCGCGCAAAAUCCCGUUUCAAAAUCGACCAAACCCGCGUCAACCGCCUCGAGCGGCGCGCCCGCGUUCUUUGCGAGCGCGAGCCCACACGGCAUGUGCCUGUGCGUCAACAAGCAAAUCCACAUCUUUGGCAGCAACUGCGACCAACUGCUCGCCACCGUCAACCUCGACGCCUCUGCCGACGCGGUUGUAUGGAGCGAUGAUGGCGUGUUUCUCGUCAUUGCGGACAGCCUGGGCUCGGUGCACUUUCUGCACGUCCCCUCGCAGCUGAUGCUGUUUUCGCAGCAGCUGGUGGCUCCGGGCGCUCUGCAAGGCGGCUCAACGCCGAGCGCGAAGCAGUCGUCGUCCGUGUCGUCUCGUGCGCGGCCCACAGCGUUUGCUGCAAUGCAAUUCAUCAAGAGCCUUCGGAACGACGCCGUCUAUGAGCUCAUUGUCGCAUCGGCGCAGGGUCAGCUUUUCCGCUUUUUCGACAUUGAUCUGUCCGCGCUCGCCCAAGCCAUCGUGCAGCGCAACUUGGCCCAGGCGAAACAAAUUCAGGCAGCAAUCACCAUGUCGUGCACAGAUCUCCGAACUGUGCAUCCCAAGGCCGUCAGCAGCAUGGCAGCGUGUGUCUCUGUCGUGCCUGUGACCAGUGGCACUGGCCCCAGCACUGCCGACUCUGCCGACACGUCUGCAACGAGUGGUGGUGCCGUGUUGCGAAUGGAUCCAUCGUCCGCCGUUGUUGUCGCAGUGACUGACAGCGAGAAGGCUGCUGUCUCUCUGUGGGUGGCCAACUACGGCGAAAAGCAAUUCCGACAGGUCGAUCUGUGUGCGCGAGUGCUGGGCGGCGUGCCAGUUUCGAAAAUCCAAGCCAUGCCGGAUGGAAAGCACUUCCUCACCUGCAACGAUGCUGGAAAGCUGGCCUUGUGGCGGUUGCAGCGCGAGUAUGGAGCCGUGUCAUGCUCCUUUUCGCUUCAAUUGCUGCGCGAGUCCGCCGUUGGCUUGGCCUGCAGCGACUUUAGCGUGUUGCCGUUUUGCGAAGAGGACGACGUUCUGGCGACCUUGGGAAUGAUUCCAUCAGAGAGUCACGAAUAUUCCCAGUCCACCAACACUGGAAAAGUUCCAAUGUCGGCCACCGCCGCGUCGACGGUCGCCGCGGCCGCCAAAAGCGUGUCGUGCUCGCAAGGCAAGAUUGCCGCAGUGACGCUGGCCUCGGAAACGGGGGCACUGCACGUUGAAAUCAUGGCAUUGCCCUCGUUUGCUCGGCUUUACACGCUCGAAGUUCCCAACAAGACGUGCAUCGCCACAAUGGAGUUUGGCUAUGAUUCCGUCGCGUUUGUCGAGUACCGUUCUGGAGAAGAGAACUCGUCCAAGCUGAUUGUGCGCCGAUUGCAAGAAACUCUGCCAACCAAUCGCUUCUACCACCUCCUGCACAAGGGCCACUUUGAGGAGGCCAUUCAAUUUGCCAAAUUGUUCCAAAUGGAUGUCGAGCUCGUGCACAAGGUGCGCUGCACGCAUAUCGCCGACGUUGCUAUCAAGGGUGGCGUUGGAUCUGCCGCUGCGGAAGGCGCAGACAAACAGCUGGUGGAUGCGCUCCGCAACGUUAAAGAUCUCGACUAUGUAAUCGAGUUUUGCAUCCAGGCGUCGCUUCCCUCGUUGCAAAGCACCGUCGCGUUGCUCGAGUUUGCACAAGCCUCGCUGCUUGCCGACGACAAGAGUGCACAGCAGCGCCUCAGCGUCGGGGAUCGCGAGCUUCGGAAGAUGGAAGUCGCCGACACGCUUCAUCGCUUGUCCACUUUCCACUUGUCGCGCUGCGGUACGAUCGCUGGCGGUACUGCAGCAAGCCCUGUGGCAUUGCCGUUCGAUGGCAUUCAGUGGCAACAAUUUCGCGUUGCUGACCCCGCCAAAGAGGUGGUGGCCCAGCUCAACAAGGGCAACCUGGGCGCGGCAACCGUGGUCUGGCGUCGCCAUGUUCAGGAUCUAGACGGAUCCCUCAAAGCCCACAUCCGUCACAUUCUGGCUGCCAUUCCGGAGGGCUUUGAGGUGUGUCACCAGCUGGGCAACGGUGUGUCGUCAUCCAUGGAGGACGGCAAUGCAGGCUCGACCAUUGUGUCGUCCAGCCACUAUUGCGCGUGGUUGAGUGCCGAGCUCAUUCCGCAUAUUGCUUCGCAUCGCGAUAUUGCCUUCUUUGCCUCGUGGCUUGAGCAACGCUCGAGACUGCUGGAGAAGGCUGAGCCUGCAAAGUGGCCUGCCAACGGCAUCGCCAUGCUCUCCCUCGCCAAGCCCUUGACUGUUGCGUACGCUGUCGAAUCAGGAUCUGCAGCGGCGGCCAAGGCCAGCGAAGGCUUUGCGGCUACGCCGCUUGAUACAAUUCGGCGCAUGGUGCUGUUUGCUCCUCUGCCAACCUCCAGCCAACCCGACGGCUUGUCGGCGCCCACAGCAGCAGCAGCAGCAGCAGCAGCAGCAUCGGACGACGGAGAAGAUGACCUUGAGCGCAAGAGCAGCAUUCUGGCGGCAUCGCAGCACUUUACUGCUUGUCUCACGGCAGUACAAACGCUGCACCGGCAACUGGAAACGCUCGCCUACCUGCGAGAGUUGGACAUUAAAAUGACGCUCGACCAUUUUGUGCAAGAAACGCCUUCGUCCAUUUGCCUGUUCUUGCUCGAGCGCGUUGCUGCCGCCGAACUGCUGGCUGGCGUGGUCCAAAAUGAGAUUCAGCCAUUUGCUCAACGCGAAUCGUUAAAGUGCGACGACGUUCUGCAGUCGUACUGCAACGAGCUGAUGGCUGGCUGCACGGCGUUUGCCUCGGCGUUGUCCGACUCGCCGUGGGAGGCCCGCGUCGUUGCCAUCAUUCCCUGCAUCCAGGGAAUUUCCACGCGUGUCGAUGUUACUCUGGAAAUGAUGCGGCAUAUCGUCGUUCCGUGGAGCACAAGCGUGGAGACAAUUGUGCAAAAUGCCCUGACCGUUUGGUCGCACGAUCGUCAGUCCGAGGUUGGCGAGCAGUACCGCAUCAUGCACAUCCGGAAGGCCCUUUCCCUGUAUGGGUUCCGUGCGUUCAACAUGUCCGACAUGACGCAGGCGCGAGGGUUGGUCUCCGCCAUCCUGUCGCGCUUGGACGUGCCCUCGGCUCUCGACGACGCGCUGUCUGUCGUGAAAGCCUACCACCAUCUCGAAGAAGCGGACGCCUAUGUCAUUCGCUUGCAAAAUCUAUGCCCAGGCUGGCUUCCCACCGAUGGCGCGACGAUCGAGCCGAGCCGCCUCGAGCAAGCGUGCGUCGAGCGCUCCACGGCAGCGGCGCGCGCCAUUGGUUCUCUGACCAGCUCCAAAACGCUCUGCAGCGUCGCGUCGCACUUUCUACAAUGGCUCCAUGAUACCUUGGAUGACAAUAUUCUCCUCCAAGAGUACGAUAAGCGUGCUCGUUUGGCCGUCAUGGCCUACAGCCAGAGAGUUUUGGAGGCCCUGUUGCUGCAAUCCCAGGAUUUGGUGCUGCAGUCCGCUGUUGCUUCCGCGUGCUCUGGCCCUCAAGCGGCCGAGCAGGAGGUUGUUGAUUCUCGCCUUGUGGCGCUACGAAAGCAGCUGUCGAUGGCCAUCAAACGCCUUCCAGUUUGUCGGGAGCUGCAAACCGGAUUUGGCGAAAUUGCGGGGCUCUCUGACUGGCAGACCGAUGCUCAGCAGCAAGACAUUGUCGCUCGCCUCUUUGCGGCGGAAAUGUCGGAUGCCUCGCUGGAACGGCUGACUCGUCUUCUCGGCAUGGAUCAUCGCGGAGCCUUGUUGUGUCUUGCUCGUCUGGCGCUCGACAGCGGCAACAUUGAUCGCUCCCUCUGCUUCUGUGAGGCGGCCCUUGCGUUUGGUGAUGCCUUGCAUCCUGAAUCCCACGACGCUGUGAUCACAUUCGUCCAGUCGCUUGUCGCAAAGGUGGCCAACGACUUUGCCGAGUACGAGCCCAAUCUGAAGCUCAUGAAGUGCAAGGUCGUUCCGCGCUGUCUGCGCUUGAUCCAACAGUGCGCAGCAGUCUGCAACAUCCCGCAGCUUGGGGAUGCAGUGGGUGCGUACAAGUACAUUGAUCUCGCCAGUGCCGUUCUGGAGAACUGCGAGUGCGAUCCCUCCUCAUCCCCUUCCACCGAUCGCGGUGACAGCGCUGCUUCAUACGCCCUCAUUCACGGCGGCGCGUCCUCUGCAACGUCUGCUUCUGCGACUCGGUUUGUCGAAACCGGCCUGGUCUUGAGCUCCCGCAGCGCCAUGCCAGUUGCAGCUCGUCUGGUCGCGCAAGCAUCGUCUGGCCCGGCUACCUGUGCACCGCUCGCGACCAUCACAAAGUCGGCGCGAGAACUAGUGCAGCUGGCCAAAGACAACAGCCUGUACUCGCUGGCGCUCAGGUAUUCGCUUCACUCUCUCGCCACGUGCGUGCUCAAAAUGAGCCACAAUGCAGAGCUUCCUCUCGAUGCAUUCCUGCUCCCAGAAGAUGCCAAUCUUGCAGCGGACGCGAAUGACGACGAGCCUGGACUGCGACAGGCCCUGGAGAAAUCCAACGAAACAAUCCAAACCAUGCUUUCUGCCGUGGCCACCCAGUCCUGCUCGGUGAUUGAUACCCUUGCCUCGCUUCUCACAGGCAAAAUUGUCCAAGCGCCGGCUGUGGAUGGCUCGCUCGCGAUCGGGGCGCUGUUUUCAAUGCGACUCGAUCAUGCAUUGGACGCGCUGCACGCUCACAUCUCCAUUCAAGAUGGAGGCCAUGCAAGGCUCUCGUCCUUGGCGAGGGUGGGUUCCAUCCUGUUGGCGCAAGACCAAAGCAGUGACUCGGUGCUGCAGACCGAGUUCCAGCAACUCGACACGCAAGCCCAAUGGUGGAACUAUCUCGCUGUGCAAGGGAUUGAUUUCAACCCCAAGCGCUUCUUGGCCCUGGGUCAGGCCCAUGAGCAAGCCAAGGCGGACGGUCUGUUGGCGCAGCCUUCAGAGUUCCAGACCUACGUGGCUGCCCUCUGUCAAAAGCUGGUUGCCAGCUGGUGCGCGGGAUUGCGAACGCCUGCAGAAGCAUCUGCUGCGGUGCGGUCGGUGCACUUUGAGAACAUUGUGCGGUUUGCUGCUUGCUUUGGGGUCGACAGCAAGGUUCCACUCUUGUCCGCGUGCAGGUCGCUGCUGCUGGAUUCGACCACUCCCUUGGCCAUCUUGAGGAUUGUGCUUCCACCGCUGUUGGCGCACACCAAUGAUCUGGAAGGCAUCUUUGAGUGCCUGCUCGACGAGUGUCUUGGAGAGCUGGAUGCAACCGACUAUCCUCGCAUUCGCUUUGUGCUCGCAACAUGCCAGCAGGUCGCAGGUGUGCGACGCGCGAGUGUUCCUCUGUCUGUUCAGCAGGGCAGUCUUGUGAUUGAUGUUCUCGAGCACUUUGAUCGCUUCAUGGCCGACCAAAAGACUCAAACUACAGCACGGCAGGUCAAAUCCGCGACAGCCCGUGUGGAAGGCGAGGCACCCGCACGAAUGUCCUUCCAUGCUCUGAUUUGCCCGCAGACUGCAUGGGAGGUCCUCGCUCCGUUCCUGACCAUCGAGUCACUUCCCCGUCUCCUGCCUUUGUCCCGCAUCCUGCAAUUGCCCAGUGACAAGUUCUACGUUGCCGCCAUCCAAUCCAUGCUGGUUCCUUCGACAUCCCAAGCCUCGAGUCACUUGGCCAACGCUGAGCAAACCGCGCCCGAGUCGAAAGCGACUGCUGCGAGCCUCAUUGAGAUGAUUGAUCGAAUUGCUGACAUGGAUUUUGCGGUGGCAACGGCCGCGUCUGUUGCCGAGCGGCUGCCGCUUGGCGACGACAAGCUGGCGCUGCUGCGACAUGCUGUGCAGUUGGUCGAAAAGUGGGGAGCGCAGUUGGCUGCGUCUGGAGGCUCUGCGGCCACCGUGGAUCGCGUCAAGAAAGUCAGCGAAACGCUGUCACAUCUCAGCAAGCGAACUGCCACGCACGUUGAGCUGCACCGGGCUCAACUGGACCUGCCCGAGCUCCUCGAGCAUCUGGACACACCCGCAGAACUUGUUUGCCAGCUGUAUUGGAAGGUGGCAGAGCGAAAUUCCGCUCCAGCCGCCAAGGGGGCGGCGCCGCAGUCCGAGGGCAAGCACGACAUUCAUGCACUGGUCAAUGGAAUUGCGUCGCGAUACAUGCUCAGCGCAGACAAGAUUCGCCGGUAUUUGUUGGAGACUUGGAUUGCUCAGGUCGAAAAACCAACCGUCGUCCAGGGGUGGCGCGUCGAAGAUGCCAUUGCCUCCUCCUCGUCCUCUGUGGCGCAACCGAGCGCUUCGACUGCCUCUCGCCCCGGAGCUCGUAGCGGCGGCAUGUCCCUGAUGAAGUCGCUUCUGCUGAGCGACUCAGAUGUCAAACCUGCCGCAACAGCACCGCUGCAGGCUCCGCCCACCAAAUCGGCCGAGCACGAGACGGAUGCAUAUGCCCCAGUCAUUUCCCCUGUGGACGAAGCCUCGCUGAAUCGUGCGAUUCUUGUGGCGCGUGCUGACGUGACGAAAUCACUGGCCACGUUGUUGCCCAUGGUCAUGCAAGGCCUGCUUCCUAGUUCGAGCAAAACCUCGCAACCUGCUCAAGCGCCUGCGUCUCAGCAGCAGCAGCAGCAGCAGCGGCUGGCAUCGUAUGUGCGAUAUCGAGCCGCACGCGUCACUCUUGCCGUUGCUCCCAUCCUCACCAUCGAAAAGGCCUUUGCAAGCCCGAUUGCCGAGUUUCAAACGCUCGUCCAGCAGCUGCUAAUCCAUACUGAGCUGGAACGCGUGGGUGUCUCCCAAUCCCUGGCAGAACUCGAGUCCUGCAACAUGGAGGGCAUGAUUCGUGCCUUGUGGCGCAAUCACAGCGGCAAACCCGCCGCAGUCCGUUUGAUUGCCAACCUGUGUCUCGAUUAUGAGAUUUUCGAUCCUAGUCUCUGGAGCGGCAUUUUACCUCAGCUGGCCAAGUUUGGCAUGAUGACGUUCCUUGCGGCAACCUUGACGAGGCUGAGCGGUGUGUCGGAAUCGGCUCAAAUCCCCUGCCUGCAGUCUGUGUGGCAAAACGUGCUGCUGAGCAAAUCGAUCGCACCGCAAGAAGCCACCUCUCUGUUUGAUUGCUUCCCAUCUUUGUUUGACCUUCGCUUGGAAGACUUGUUCGCAAGGGCAAUGCAAGACGCGAACACUCCUGUUGCUCUUCGUUGUGCCGUCGCGGCCACGGGCGUGACUCGCAGCAAGAUGAUUAAGGACUUGCUGGAAGCCAAACUGUACAUUGAAGUCCUUGAUGGCAUCGAUCGCAUGGCCGCUAGUCCUGCUCUCAAGAACGUCGUGUAUGAGUGGGUUGACGCCCGUCAAGACUAUGGCACCAUUUUGCAUUCGACGCAUUUCCCUGAGUUUGUGUUGCACAUGAUUACCAACGAUCGCAUUGAUAGCCUGCUGCGUGCGACCAUGUCGGCCAAUCGAUCGAAUGAAGCUGUGGCUCUCGUCGAAAGGUAUCUGAAGCUACGACCAUUUUCUCGUUUUGCCUCUCAUUUGGCAGACGUGACUCCGAUUCCGUCGGGCAUGGCUUUGGUUGAGGCUUAUUUGAACCGAGCAUGAAUAUUUUUUGAACCGAGCAUGAACAGUUUUUGAACCGCGCAAGAACAUUUUUUGAAGCGAGUUUGUCGCCCUGUUGAUACAUAAAUUGUAAAACCUGUAAAUUGUACUCUUAGUUAAG